This is a messenger RNA of Symbiodinium natans, 360 nucleotides long. The record is from the annotation of a GenBank genome assembly. NCBI's taxonomy places the organism in Eukaryota, Dinophyceae, Suessiales, Symbiodiniaceae.
AUGGGCUGGCGCCAUUACCAGAACUACCCGCCACCUGCACUGCCGGCUGUGUGGCAGCUGGGCGCGGCCUUUGAACUCGCGCGCAAGGCAGAGUCUGGCGAAGACCAGCCUGACCUGGGGCACAGCUACCUCUAUGAUCCAGCGAGGCCCACUCCGGCUGCAGGAGGGCCAUCCUUCAACCCAAUGAAUGCCGGAGCUCGAGAUCAGGCAAAGAUUGAGGCCGGUGGUGUUGUGGUGAUGUUCUGCUCUGGGAAAGCUCAUGCACCACCCCCAGAGGCACGAUCGGACGUGUUGGUCUACACGAGCGAUGCACUGCAGUCGCCACUCCUCAUCGCUGGUCCGAUCCACCUGAAGCUGGAG